Messenger RNA from Hemicordylus capensis (graceful crag lizard), 2208 nucleotides. RefSeq names its product THAP domain containing 4 (gene THAP4). NCBI's taxonomy places the organism in Eukaryota, Metazoa, Chordata, Lepidosauria, Squamata, Cordylidae. The coding region runs from base 261 to 1967 and encodes 568 amino acids. The record is from RefSeq and is a predicted model, not a curated record. The transcript has 6 exons.
UUUUUUGUUUGUUUUUUAAGUGGUGGGGGAGGAUCUGUUUAUGGACGCAAGUGCUACGAUAUCUCCGGGCGGAGGGGGCUUGCCCCAUUGCCCGACACCUUCUUCCGUACGGAAGUGGCGCUCUUAGGGGUGUGUGGAGGCACGGCUUAGGUGAUCUGGCAGGCUCCACCAUCUUGUUGUACGGCUGAAGCGGGGGGCGGAGAGGAGCAUUACGGGGUGGUGGCGGGGGGGAGGCAGGGCCGCCCGCGCGGCCUCCGGAGAUGGUGAUCUGUUGCGCGGCGUUGAAUUGUUCCAACCGGCAGGGCAAAGCUCCCCGGGGUCGAGCAGCCGUCUCCUUCCACAGGUUUCCAUUAAAGGACUCAAAGAGACUGAUCCAGUGGUUAAAAGCAGUUCAGAGGGAUAACUGGACUCCCACCAAGUAUUCCUUCCUCUGCAGUGAGCACUUCACUAAAGACAGCUUUUCAAAACGACUAGAAGAUCAACAUCGGCUGCUCAAACCUACAGCUGUGCCAACCAUUUUCCAGCUUUCAGAGAAAAGGGGGGAAAGCAAGAACUAUGUCAAAAGGAGGAGGAAAGUAGCAAGCCAGUCCCAACAAGGAGGUAGCAAUGAACCAAAGGAAGGAAGCAAUGAGGUAACUGAAGGAAUCUUGUCUUCUGACCAAAGCUUGAUGAUGGAGGGUAUUAAAGAAAUGGAACAAGUAUCACUUCAAGCAGAAAUUGGGUCAGUGUCUGAGCAGGGAGAUAAUUUCCAGGUCCAAAUUGAAGGCUCCCUCAGAAGGAUGUUAGCUGACAACCUAGUCACAAAAUCUACAGUAGCCAAUUGUUCAGAAACUGUUAUCCAUCCUGGAAGCUUGAAACUGGACAAAACUGGUAUAUCAGAUGAUGAUUUCACACCUCCUGUGUCUGGGGCAUGCAAAUUUAUCGGCUCUCUUCACUCUUACAGUUUUUUCUCUAAGCACACUAGAGAGAGAUCAUCUUUUCCAAAAGAGCAACUAGAAAGGAAAAGAUUAAGGAGAAGUGUGGAACCUAGCUGCAGUAGCAACACUGUGGAGCAGAAUACAAGUUUAACCGAAACCUCCUCUACUUCCUCUCUUACUGCUAUCCCACAGAAACCUUCCCAAAGCAUGUCUGCAUCCCCUGCAGAUCUGACUCCUAAACCAGCAGCAGAAGCUGUUGUCGGUCAGAAAGGAGACACUGAUGCCAACCCCAUGUCUAUCAAUGAGGUCAUCAUGUCUGCCUCAGGAGCCUGCAAGCUCAUUGAUUCCCUCCAUUCGUACUGCUUCUCCUCUAGGCAAAGCAAAAGUCAAGUCUGUUGUUUAAGGGAGCAGGUAGAGAAGAAGAAUGGAGAGCUAAAACUCUUGAGACAGAAGAUCAGCCGUUCUGACAGCCAAGUUAAAAAGCUGAAGGAGAAGCUAGAUGAGUUGAAGAAGAUCAGUAUGCCAUGCCUGAGCAACCUGCUGUCCCAGGACUGUGAAACCCCACAGUUGAACCCUGUGAUUGAGCCUCUCUCUUGGAUGCUGGGCACCUGGCUGUCAGACCCACCAGGAGACGGUGCCUUCCCUACAAUGAAGCCCUUUCAAUACCUCGAAGAAGUGCACAUCUCUCAUGUGGGGCAGCCCAUGCUGAAUUUCUCAUUCAAUGCCUUCCAUCCAGACACGAGGAAGCCAAUGCACCGAGAAUGUGGAUUUAUCCGCAUCAAACCUGACACUAACAAGGUGGCCUUCAUCAGUGCUCAGAACACAGGUUUGGUAGAAGUGGAGGAAGGAGAAGUAAAUGGACAAGAGCUUUCUAUAGCUUCCCACUCUGUAGCAAGGAUCUCAUUUGCCAAGAAACCCCACGUAGAAAAAAUUACUAGAAAAUUCAGGCUCAAUUCUGAUGGGAAACUAGAACAGACUGUUUCCAUGGCAACCACUACACAGCCAAUGACUCAGCACCUUCACAUUACCUACAAGAAAGUGACACCUUAAAACAAAGGGGAACUGUUUUGCCACAGAAACAUCGAGGCAAAAGCAAUGUUUAUAGCGAACAGAAACAACUUGGAAGGAAAGGAAGACACGGUGACUUUGCAUCUUUGUGACCUAGUUCAUACCUGACAGCAGGAUGGAAAAAGACCAGAAACUGCAAUUGGUGAAAGAGUUUACUCUGAGGUUUCUGUAAUGGUAGAUUUAAAAAACAAAUUAAAGCCAAUAAAAAAGCCUUUAUUUUUAA